This is a messenger RNA of Lichtheimia ornata, 660 nucleotides long. RefSeq lists its product as uncharacterized. The record is from RefSeq and is a predicted model, not a curated record. The transcript has a single exon. Gene Ontology annotation, molecular function: RNA polymerase II cis-regulatory region sequence-specific DNA binding. The coding region runs from base 1 to 660 and encodes 219 amino acids. NCBI's taxonomy places the organism in Eukaryota, Fungi, Mucoromycota, Mucoromycetes, Mucorales, Lichtheimiaceae. Gene Ontology annotation, cellular component: nucleus; cytoplasm.
AUGACACACAAUCCACAGCAUCAACAUCACCAUCUUAUGUACUUGACUAAACCCACAUCUACUACUACACCUAUGGUCCACAAAGUUGACAAGUCAUCCAUCCCACGACCUUACAAAUGCCCAAUGUGCCCAAAAUCAUUUUAUCGCCUUGAGCAUCAAACUCGCCACAUUCGCACGCACACUGGUGAAAAACCACAUCAUUGUAGUUUUCCAGGAUGCGAAAAACGUUUCUCACGUUCCGACGAAUUAACUCGUCAUAUUCGUAUCCAUACCUCACCUCAUCGACGAGGUGCACCACGCGGUGUUGCCAAACCUCGUGCCGCUGCCACUACUACUACCACUACUAUCUCACGACAACGCCAUCAACAAAAGCAUAAACAACAUAGCAUGAAUACAACCACAACCAACAACCACAACAUCAGCAGCAGCAGGAGUAGCACAACAACCCCACCAUCACCUGCCCUGUCGUUUCAUUCUGAUUCGGAGACAGAGGUUAUUAACACGCCUGGUAGCUCACCUACCCUUGUUGCUCGUAACAUUGCCAAGCAAAACAGCCUAAUGGAUCUAUUGGAAAGACCCCCACAAGCUCGUGUGCUUCCCCCAAUCAACAUGGCACAAGCGCCCCUGCUGCCAUCCAUCCACUCCAUUUUUCCAUUCUAA